UGCAGGAACAGUCACUUCUCUUCCUUCUGCAGGUAACUUCAUUUCAACGAUGCUCAGUGCCCGACUUUGUUUCUUGCUGUUGCUGGGGAUCUUGGGAACAGCAACCUCAUUCCAGGCCCCACCUGCUGGUUUCACACGGGCUCAGUGGUUUGAAGUCCAACACAUAAAUAUGACGCACUCCCGAUGUGACAAUGCAAUGAGAGUGGUUAACAGAUAUAGAGGAUACUGCAAAGGGAAAAAUACUUUCCUUCAUGUAACCUUUGUGGAUGCUGUGAAUACCUGUCAUAAUCCAAAUAUACCCUGCACCGCAGGUGGUAGGCAAAAUUGCCAUCAGAGCUCAACCCAGGUGCUUUUAACUGACUGUGACCUCACGAGAAACAGUUCAAAUAUUAGGCAGUGCCAAUAUCGACAGAGAAGGAAAACUAAAUUCUAUGUAAUUGCCUGUGACCCAAGAUCUCCCCGGGACCCUCCUUCCUACCCUAUAGUUCCAGUUCACUUGAAUGGGACGGUUUAGCUCCUCUGCCAUCCCUCAUCUUACAAGCUCCUCAAUGUUAACCAAGAUCCCAUUCCUACAUCAACCCUGGAUAUCACCAUCUGCCCUCAUCACACAAGUCCUUGCGCCCUUCAAGGUUGGCUGAGUAGGGGCUGGCGCUGUGAUAUAGCGGGAAAAGCUGCUGCCUGCAGUGCCAGCAUACCAUAUGGGUGCCAGUUCAAGUUCCAGCUGCUUCACUUCCGAUCCAGCUCUCUGCUAUGGCCUGGGAAAGCAGUAGAAGAUGUCCCAAGUGCUUGGGUCCUUGUACCUGCACGGGAGACCCUGAAGAAGCUCCUGGCUCCUGGCUUUAGAUUGGCACAGCUCUGGCUGUUGAGGCCAUUUGGGGAGUGAACCAGUGGAUGGAAGCUUUCUCUCUAUCUCUGCCUCUGCAUCUCUGAAACUCUGCCUUUCAAAUAAAUAAAUCUUAAAAAAAGAAAAGAAAAAAAAAAGGUUGGCUGAGCUUAAAUGUUUUGCAGACUGCACAAUAAACUUUGCAGAAUCAUCUA
Oryctolagus cuniculus (rabbit) is the source of this 1038-nucleotide messenger RNA. Its product is annotated as non-secretory ribonuclease. The record is from RefSeq and is a predicted model, not a curated record. Gene Ontology annotation, molecular function: RNA nuclease activity; nucleic acid binding. Gene Ontology annotation, biological process: chemotaxis; innate immune response in mucosa; defense response to Gram-positive bacterium. NCBI's taxonomy places the organism in Eukaryota, Metazoa, Chordata, Mammalia, Lagomorpha, Leporidae.